CUGCCUCAUUUCAAUUCUCUCAAGCUACAUACACAGAUCAUACACAAUAUUGAUUAAGGUACAAUAAUGUCUCAAGAAAUAUCAGGGGCCGAAGAACAAGCAGUGAAAGCCUACGGAUGGGCAGCUAGAGAUUCCUCUGGUGUUCUUUCUCCUUUCCACUUCACCAGGAGAGGCAAUGGUGAUAAUGAUAUCAGCAUGAAGAUACUUUAUUGUGGAAUUUGCCACUCAGACCUUCACCUCGCUAAGGACGAAGUGGGAAUGACCAUAUAUCCCAUUGUCCCAGGACACGAGAUUGUAGGAGAAGUGACAAAGGUGGGGCGCAAUGUCACAAAAUUCAAAGUAGGAGACAUAGCCGGAGUUGGGUGCAUGGUGGGUUCAUGUCGCUCAUGCGACAACUGUACACAGGACCUGGAAAACUACUGCCCCAAAAUGGUGUGGACCUACAACAAACACCACGAAGACGGAUCAAGAACCUUCGGUGGAUACUCCGACAAGAUAGUAGUCGAUGAGCACUUCGUCGUUCAAAUCCCCAAAAACCUUCCACUACAAGGUACUGCCCCAAUGCUGUGUGCUGGGAUCACAGUUUACAGCCCUAUGAGAUACUUUGGACUGAUGGAGCCUGGAAAGCAUUUGGGUGUGGUGGGGCUUGGUGGCCUUGGCCAUAUGGCCGUGAAGUUUGCCAAAGCUGUUGGAGCAAAAGUUACUGUGAUAAGUACCUCCCCCAAUAAGAAGAAGGAAGCUGUGGAACAACUUGGUGUUGAUGAAUUUCUGAUUAGUCACGACCAAGAGCAAUUACAGGCUGCCAUGGGUACAAUGGAUGGUAUCAUCGAUACAGUUUCAGCCGCUCACCCUCUCUUGCAUUUGGUUGGCCUGUUGAAGACCAAUGGAAAACUAAUUCUGGUUGGUGCUCCAAUCCAGCCUCCUGAGCUACCAGUUUUCCCUUUAAUCUUGGGGAGGAAGCUUGUUGCUGGCAGUGCAAUUGGGGGAAUGAAAGAGACCCAAGAGAUGAUAGACUUUGCAGCAAAGCACGAUAUCACAGCAGAUGUUGAAGUUAUUCCAAUGGAUUAUGUGAACACUGCCCUUGAACGAGUUGCCAAGGCUGAUGUUAAGUACCGCUUUGUCAUUGAUGUGGCAAACACCAUAAAAUCUCCAUAUUAAUAUGAAAAUAACUUCCUAGCCAACAUGCCUUGUUUAGCAAUAAGAUGAAUUGCUAAGGAUCAUCAUCGCGCACAUGGGAUGUUUGGCCUUAU
This is a messenger RNA of Prunus dulcis (almond), 1250 nucleotides long. RefSeq names its product probable mannitol dehydrogenase. The transcript has 5 exons. NCBI's taxonomy places the organism in Eukaryota, Viridiplantae, Streptophyta, Magnoliopsida, Rosales, Rosaceae. The coding region runs from base 67 to 1158 and encodes 363 amino acids. Gene Ontology annotation, molecular function: zinc ion binding; cinnamyl-alcohol dehydrogenase activity. Gene Ontology annotation, biological process: lignin biosynthetic process. The record is from RefSeq and is a predicted model, not a curated record.